Molecule: messenger RNA, 1728 nt
Organism: Mesorhabditis belari
Lineage: Eukaryota; Metazoa; Nematoda; Chromadorea; Rhabditida; Rhabditidae
Source: the annotation of a GenBank genome assembly
AUGUGGUCGGUGAAAUCAGCGGCCGUUGUGGCGUUAAUCAUCUGGGUGAUCGUGCUACUCUAUCUAUCACAAAGUCUCUUCUCAUUGCAGGGGAAAGCCGAUUCCUAUGCAGAUGCCUCCGGGGUGACUUCCCGUUUGGACGAGGCGUUGUCGAAUAUUCGAGAGUUGAAAAAGCAAAAUGAUCGACUACAGGAGAUGAUACAACAAGAGCGAAAAGAUCGUGAUGGGCUGGAUAAAAGGCGACUAAAAGAGACGGAGAAAGUCGAGAAAUUGAAUCGGAUACGGGAAAAUCGCGAAGAGCCAGUGAAAUUGCAAGAAGUCGCGCCAAAACCAUUGAGCGAGCAAGGAGCAGCCUCGGGACCGUCCAGAGUCGGAGAAGAGCUCCGCCGUGGUCUCGAUCAGCGAAUCUGGGAGAUUUUCUACUAUCUACGAAGCGAAUUCAAGAAAAGCGACAAAGAGCCCAGCUACAAAAAUCACACAAUUGAUCAGCUAAUCCAUCUCUUGGCCUAUUCAUCAAACAUCUCCGAUACGCAAGCCGAUUGGAGAAAAGCUUCAUUGGAAGCGCUCAGCGAGAGAAUUCAGAAGAAAAUCGACGAGAUUCAAAAUCCGGAUGAUUGCGCGAAGGCUAGAGUUCUCGUUUGCAAUCUCGACAAACAAUGCGGUUUCGGUUGUCAAUUACAUCACGUCGGUUACUGUUUCACAGUGGCUUUCGGUGAGGGGAGAACGCUCAUUUUGACAAACGAUGGGAAAAGUUGGAGAUACUCAAAACGAGGCUGGUCGGGUGCGUUUUUGCCUAUUUCCAAGUGCACUCACGCGGCGGCGGUGAAUGGUGAAGGAGUGGCGUCAUACCGGCAAAACUCUGAGCGACGGGUUGUCGAGUUGCCGAUCGUCGACGCGUUACAGGAUCGUCCUAAAACUCUUCCACUUUCUUUCCCAAAGCAACUCGAAGAUGAGAUGAUCAAAUUGCACUCGAAUCCACCUCUAUACUUCAUCAGUCAGUUUCUUUGGUAUUUGAUGCGAAACAACGCUGAAAUGGAGAAAGUCAUCGAGAAAGCCGUCUCGAAUGUUCCAUUUGGAGAGGGUCCAAUCGUCGGGAUCCAGGUGAGAAGAACGGACAAAAUUGGCACGGAGGCCUCGUUUCAUUCGGUCGAUGAAUACAUGGAAUGGACUGAGAUUUGGUUCCGUGUGCAAGAGCUUCGACGGGGUCAUCCGUUGAAAAGACGCGUUUUUGUCGCCUCCGACGACGCAUCUGUUUUACCGGAGACCAAGAAAAAAUAUUCAAACUACGAGGUUUUUGGCGAUGUGGACAUUGCGGACACGGCGAAAUUGAUGUCUCGGUAUUCAGAUGCCUCAAUGUACGGUGUGGUGACGGACAUUCAAUUGCUGAGUCGAUGCGACUACCUCGUGUGCACUUUCUCAAGCCAGGUGUGCCGAAUGGGCUACGAGUUGAUGCAAGUGAGGCGGCCUGAUGGCGAAGCUUUCCACUCGCUUGACGAUUUGUACUAUUACGGUGGACAACACGAUCACCAGCAAAUCGUCAUCGAGGAUCAUGUGCCUGAGCGGGACAACGAGAUCGAGUUGAAAGUCGGCGACAGCGUUGGAGUGGCUGGGAAUCAUUGGGAUGGUUACAGUAAGGGAAAGAAUCGACGAACGCAAAGACAAGGAUUAUAUCCAAGUUACAAGGUGAUCGAGAAGUGGCGAAUCAUCGAUUUUCCCGUGUUCAACAAU